AUGCAUCAAUUUGCAUACUUCACAUUGGCAUUUCUCUUCUAUUCUUCUUGCACGAGGAGUGUUAUUGCUACAGGUCAAUUUGAUGGUGUGAAAGCAGAGCACCACCAUCAUCAUCAUAAUCAUAAUCAUCCGCAGCCGCAGCAGCUGGAGCAGGGGCAACAGAAUGGAACAGAUAACUCGUCGACCAAGCUGUUUGUAUUCGGAGAUUCUUAUGCGGAUACGGGUAAUUGGCCAUCCACCGCCAUCUCUUGGAAGAAGCCUUAUGGAAUCACUUAUCCCGGCAAGCCCACCGGCAGGUUUUCCGAUGGUCUCAUCCUCACCGAUUACUUAGCUUCUGGAAUAGGUAUAGAUUCUCCAGUACCUUACAACAAGUGGAAAACGUUAGGUGAUCAGAAAUCAGACCUACAAAUCAACGGGAUGAACUUUGCUCAUGGAGGAACCGGCGUUUUUAACACUUUGGUCAACCAACCAAACAUGACCACCCAGAUCAACAUGUUCCAACAACUGGUUCAAGAAGAUGAAGUGUAUGGCACACUGAUGCAGGAUUAUUGGGUUGCAUUAGUCUCUGUGGCUGGCAAUGAUUAUGCCACUUUUCUUGCCAAAAAUGGCUCCCUCCAGGAAGUACCAGCGUUUACAAAGACAAUCUUAAGUCAGCUUGAGUUGAACCUUCGACGGAUACACGGAUUGGGAGUGCAGAAGGUGUUGAUUACAGGAAUGCAGCCCUUAGGAUGCUUGCCACAAAUGACUGCCUUAAAUUCACAUACAAAUUGCAGUGAGGCUGGAAAUUCCCUAGCCAUAUACCAUAACCAGAUGUUACAAGAAAGUGUUCAGAAACUCAACAAUGAAACCGGUGGAUCCGCUUUCAUGAUCCUCGACCUCUAUAGUUCUUUCAUGUCGGCGUUAGAAAUCGUUGAUAACCAAGCAGGAAAUUCAACAUUUCCAUACCAGCUAACGCCAUGUUGCGUUGGUUCGGGUGAAGGGUAUUACUGUGGGAGUGUCAACAACCUUGGAAGGAAGAAGUACAAUGUAUGUGAAGAUCCCACACUAUCUUUUUUCUGGGAUUACAUUCAUCCUACGCAACAGGGCUGGGAAGCAGUUUAUUUUGCGCUGGAACCUUCAAUUCGAGACCUCCUCAAGUGA
Oldenlandia corymbosa var. corymbosa is the source of this 1140-nucleotide messenger RNA. The record is from the annotation of a GenBank genome assembly. NCBI's taxonomy places the organism in Eukaryota, Viridiplantae, Streptophyta, Magnoliopsida, Gentianales, Rubiaceae.